Messenger RNA from Vespa crabro (European hornet), 5398 nucleotides. Its product is annotated as monocarboxylate transporter 12-like. Gene Ontology annotation, biological process: transmembrane transport. Gene Ontology annotation, molecular function: monocarboxylic acid transmembrane transporter activity. Lineage: Eukaryota; Metazoa; Arthropoda; Insecta; Hymenoptera; Vespidae. The record is from RefSeq and is a predicted model, not a curated record. The transcript is spliced from 8 exons. Bases 411 to 3275 code for a protein of 954 amino acids.
UCGAUGUCAUUAAAAAUAAUAUAUAAUGAAUUAAAAAUAUAUAAUAUCGAUAUCAACGAUAGAUCGUUCUUCUCAUUCACGAUUCGAAAGAUAGAUAGAUAGAGAUAGAUAAUUAGAGAGGAGAGAGAGAGAGUGAGAGUGAGAGAGAGAGAGAAAGAGAGAGAGAGAGAGAGAAAUCUGAAGGAUAGAUCUUUUUUGGAUCAAAUUCAAAAACUCAUGGAAAUGGUUUGAAAAUAACGGAGAAGGAGACGUAUCGUUUCGUUGUAAGGAAAUGGAAAAUUCAGAGGAAGAAGAGGACGACGAAGAAGAAGAAGAAGAAGAAGAAGGAGAUGCAAAAGACGAGGAGAAACGUGAUAAAAAGUAUUUAAAGUUAGAUAAAGAUCAUAAUAAAUCAGGAGGACGAUAUAAACAUGGCAGGUUCGCGUGUCGAUUCGAAUCUUGAAAUGGAUAAUAAAGGAACUUUGACCUUUCCAAGGGAAAGCAAUUACGAUGACAAUGAGAAAGAAUCAAAACGUGAUUCUUUUGGUGAAGUUAACGACAAGAGAAUGGUUCAGGAUGAUAGGGAGAAAGUUCACUUAUCGAAUUGUAACGACUCCGAAAGAAUUCGAAAAGUUUCGAUGGUCUUACGUGAUGGAAGGUAUGAGAAGGAUGAGAUUCUUGAUUGCGAGAAGUCAAAGGGCGGUGAAAAAAUUUUAUUCGAGGCCGAUCGAAGAUCAUCGAAAUUCCAACGGCAGAUUUGUGGUUUGCGAAAGGAGGAAAGAAUAGUAACGACGGCAACCAUAGAAGACAGAACGAUAAAUGAAAGGUCGAUCAAUGGGAACGAUCGAGGAAAGAAUCUCGAUAUUCAGGAUUUAACAGAGUGUUCUGUUAAAGAGAGAAAUCUGAUCGGGAGGAAAGUGGAGAAUCAUCGAACGUUCAAAGAAUCUACUCGAGAAAGGAUCAACGUGAAAGAAUCUUCUAUGAGGAAUCGAGUUUCGUCUGUUAAAAGGACGAAAUCUAAGAUCGAUAAAGAUAUCGAAUCUCAUCCACCUUUAUUUUCUUCUACAUCUUUUUCCUCUUAUUCGGAUAAAGAAAGGAGGAAUAUAAGGAAAUGUCAAAAUUGUGGUGAGCAACAUUACACAUAUGGUCGAUACUCGUAUCUUAAUAAGUAUUCGACUUAUUUUGAGGGUGAUUUAGGUACUUACGAAAGGCAUGAAACCUCGGCGAAGGUUAUCUUAACUAAUACCGCUCCAGUACGUGGUCCUGAUUCAAGAUUAGAGACGCCAGUAACAUCUUUGCUGUAUCGUAGCAGAUCACUCCCAAGAUUGUCCGUACACGACAGCGGUGUCGGAUGCAGUGCUAAUGAACAGACAGUACCUGGUCCAGGUCAACAUGGUACGAAACAGCUGGUAGCCGAUUUGAGGCAGCUGUUGACGUUAAAGCAACAUUACUAUCCAGAAGGUGGUUGGGGUUGGCUCGUCAUACUAGUAGGAAUGUUGGUUCAAAUUCUCUCCCAUGGGACACAGGGUGCUGUUGGUAUAUUUAUUCAGCAUGUAGCCAAUCGAUUUGGUCAUCACGUUUAUUUUGAGUCAGGAUGGUUAGGUGCUAUGUCCACUGGUGUAGCCUUGCUGGUGUCACCCGUUACUAUAGCCUUUUGUAGAAGAAAAAGCACCAGAGUUACGGCCGUUUUAGGUGGCCUCGUUACGGCACUCGGUUGCCUCUUCACGUCCUUCGCCUCGCAAUUUCAUCAAUUGUUCUUCAGUUAUGGUACCAUGGUGGGAAUAGGUGUGAGUAUGACAAGAGAUUGCAGUACGCUAAUGGUAGCACAAUAUUUCAAACGAAGAAGAGAACUCGUUGAGAUAUUCAUCGUCUCUGGAAGUGGUUUGGGUAUAGCAGUCAUGUCGGCCUUUAUAAAAGGUGCCAUUAGCAAGAUAGGAUGGCGAUUGGGUCUUCAAGCGGUUACCGGUGUCGUUUUUCUCACCUUCAUAUUAGGAACAUUUUAUCGAAGCGCUUCUUUAUAUCAUCCUCAACGUCGAGCAAUAUUACAUUUGAAGAAUCAAAAGAGAAAGAUCAAGGACAAGAAUAAAACGGACGAUAGACCGGCGUUCUUUGAUUUUAGCACCCUCAAAAGUAAAACCGUUAGGAUAUUAUUGGUUUCAACGGGGAUAUCGGCUUUUGGAAUAAACACGCCGAUUUUUUAUCUGGCGCAUCAAGCGGAGGAGGAGGGCCUUGGGGACACCGUUGUCUUGCUUCAAGCUUAUCUCGGAUUGGCUUGGACACUUGGCUGUGUGGCCUUCGGUCUUUUGGUCGUUCAUCGGAACGUCGAGUGCAGAAUUGCAAGGCAGUAUCUCACACAGGCUGCUGUCUUCGUAUGCGGGCUUUGCAUCCUUGCUCUCACUGCUGUUCAAGGAAAUUAUCAUGGAUAUGUUAUGUUCACAUGGAUUUACGGGAUCUUUUGUGGUGGCUAUCAUUACAGUCUGAAAAUGUAUACGUACGAAAGGGUAAGAGCAAGGAAUUUUGCCAGAACUUGGGGCUUCGUUCAAUGCUCUCAAGCGAUACCGAUCGCCAUUGGUGUGCCAAUAUCUGGAUAUAUAAAUGUUGGUUGUGGUGGUAAAGCAGGUUACUACUUUAGCUCGACUUGCGUUUUAGUCGGCAGUUUCACUCUAUUCUUCAUAGAUCUCCAUAGGCGAAACUUGUCGAAACACAAACAUACCAGAGCAAAUGGUAGCAAGCAUUUAUGUGUUCUUGGUAAUUGUCCUCAACAACGGAGACCGUCCUUUAGUCAGGAACCCGAAAACGAUGGGACACAUGUGGCAGCUGCUGGUGCAGCUGCUGCUGCCCUUGUUCUUGGAGCUGAACUUGGACCAGCACCUGGUGACAUAAUAGAUGCAUUAGGAGCAGAGAAGCCCGAACUGACGUGUAUUUCCGAGGAGGGUAUAGCCGAUAUGGAUCUACCAGAUAAUCUUCUUGACGAUCUCGAUUAUAUCGGUGAUUGUAUAACCUCGUGCAACAAGGUUGAGAACUACCUCAUGCUCUCAGAAUUUGAAAACAAUCUGAUCGCCGAGAUGCCAAUUAUUAUGGACCGGCGAGGUCGCAGAUGGUCCUUGGCACGAUCCAAGGCCGGUCAAACGACUAUUUGUGGUCAACAAACGGUUGGAACUAAUGCAGUGGCAGGAAACUCAUCGAUUCAGGAGGAAGAUUCGAACGAAACGAACGCCGUCAAGUGGCACCUUGGAAGUCAGCCUACCAACGCUAAUAGUCGAACGAUUACGGUCAUUGACGAAGCGAGUACGUAAUUUCAAGGGCGAAAGGGUUUCUCGCGUUCGACGUUAACAAAAAAAAAAAAAAAAAAAAAAAAGAAGAAGAAGAAAAAGAAAGAAAGAAAAGAAGUAGAAGAAAAAGUUAUCCUGAAAAGGAAAAAGAUAAUUUAGUAAUAACGAGAAAGGAACGAAUUUUUUGUAUGAGACAAUUUCGAUUCGUUGAUGAUGAUGAUGAUGAUGAUGAUGAUGAUGAUAGUGGUGGUGAUGAUGGUCGCGAAAGAAGUAUAAUCUACUCGAGACGAAGAGACAAAGAAAAAUUAAAAAACAAUGAGAAGAAGCAACAACAACAACAACAAAAAUGACAAACAUAUAAGAAAAGAGGAAAAAAGAAGAAUGGUGAUAAUUUUUUUAAACAAAAUCGUAACAAUCCGACCGCGGCACUGCCUUUCCGAUAUAAACAUACGAUAACAAUCGAUGAUUAGCUUCUUUUUUCUCCUCUUAUUGAAUACGUUUUUACGUUAAUAAAUUUAAUAUUAAGCGAUAAAAAGAAAGAAAAAAAAGAGAGAGAGAGAGAGAGAGAGAGAGAGAGAGAAGAAAUAAAGAAAGUGAUCGUAAACGUUGAUCGUCUCGAAAAAAAAAUAUCCAAUCGCGACGUUCGAAUUCGCGACGUAAUUAAGGACAAUAACGUCGGCUAUCGGCGAGAGAGGAACCACGGAAACACGCUCCGUCCAUCAUGGAUUCAAAAAAAAAAAAAAAAAAAAAUAAAAAGAAAGAAAGAAAGAAAGAAAAAAGAAAAUACACGACUCCUGUCGACGUACACAUUACUAUUUCUUCGGUUUUUAAAAAUUACAUCAAGAUUUUUGAAAACUUAUUAAUAGAUCUUACGAAAUAACGCUUAAUACGUAGGCACGCUAGCUAAAGAUUUUUAAACUAGUCUAUGCGAUCGAAAGAUCUAUGCGAAUAUUGAAAUAAUACGAUAUAUAUAUAUAUAUAUAUAUAUAUAUAAUUAUAAAAAAAAUAUAUAAUAUAAUAUGUUCUAAUAAAAAAAAAAAAAAAAACGUGAUUAUAUAUUAUUAUAUUAUUAUUAUGCAAAAUGUAACGUACACGUUAGUAAUGAACAAUUCAAGAGAUAAUAAUAUAGGUAUGUAUCUAUUUAUUUAUCGCAAUAUUUAUGAUUAGAAUGUACAUAUAUAUAUAUAUAUAAAAAUAUAUAUAUUACAUACAUACAAUAUAAAAUAUAAAAAUAUAGGUGCCAUGUAUGUAAACGAUUAUUAUAUACGUAUGCGAGUACAAUUCAGCGUUCAAGGCUGUUAAGAUCAUUCGGUCUUACGAUAAUGAAUAGCUGAAAAAUAGUAGAAAAUUUAUAAUUACGUAAUUAUGUGUGUAUGCAGGGUGGUUAUGCUAAAAUUGUCGAUAUUUCCAAAUACGCUUAUGCUGUAAUCAAGUUCAACGAAAAAUACAGGACGAUUCGUCGUUAAUGUUUGCUAGGUCUCCUUUAAAAAAAAAAAUUAUUAAUUAAACAGUUAUACUAUAGCUGUUCUUAACGUUUGUUAUAGUGUAAGAAAUGUCGAAUGCUUCAUUCAAAAUUUCGAACAUUUUUGACGACUUCGAUUAUCGAAACAAUCUUCGAGCGCCAUCCAACGACAAAACGUCAAAGUUCUUUUAGAAAACUGCGCCCCUGGUAAUAGGCUACAUUUGUCUAGAAAAUAUCUACCGAAAAUAUUAAUUUGUAAACAAUUUCUUUCCUGUUUUUUUUUUUUCUUUUUUUUUUUUCUUUUUUCUUUUUUUUUCGUUUUCUUUUUAUAAUAACCAAAUUUUAUAACACAAUGGGAAAUUAUAUUGUCAUGCAAAAGUAACUUUACGAAUAAGAAAAAAAUAAAACAGGAAAAGAUAAAAGAACAAAUAACCAUUACAAUAUCUAAAAAAUAGAAAAACCUUGAUAAAAUCCAGUAAAAAUAUUUGAUCGUAUUUGAAAAUAAAGUAUUUGUAUGUAUAUAUCAGGGAGACCUUCAAAAAACUUCAAAUAUUGUAUUAAUUAUUAACAUUGAUUUAGUUAUUAUAAAAGUAUCUUUUCACUCUGUAAUACAAAUCGUUAUAUAUCUUUUUCCUGUUUUUCUUUCACAUUAAAUAUACAUUAAAACCGUAAGUAUACGCGAUAA